This is a messenger RNA of Bufo bufo (common toad), 2550 nucleotides long. RefSeq names its product chromosome alignment-maintaining phosphoprotein 1-like. Gene Ontology annotation, biological process: attachment of mitotic spindle microtubules to kinetochore. Bases 177 to 2120 code for a protein of 647 amino acids. The record is from RefSeq and is a predicted model, not a curated record. The transcript has 3 exons. NCBI's taxonomy places the organism in Eukaryota, Metazoa, Chordata, Amphibia, Anura, Bufonidae.
CUUAGGCAUGUCACGUGACCGCGUGACAUCACGAGGCCCUUACGGCGCAUGGGAUUGAGACAUUCCCGAUGGGAAUUUGCCCACUCUGUGCUUUAUCUGACGCGGGGUACAAAGGGGCGGCGUGUGGAGAUUGUUCACACAUCACUUCUGGAUUAGACUUUGGUGCCAUUUGAACAAUGGAAAUCCUUCGAAAACUAAAUGAGCUUGACUGCAGUCGGUGCAGUUUUCACGGUGCAGACUAUAAGAGUGUCCAGAUCCAUAUGGGAACUAUACAUCCAGAAUUUUGUGAAGAAAUUGAUACUGGUGGUUUGGGAAAACUGGUAUUUUACCAGAAGAGUGCAAGAUUGUUCCACUGUCACAGAUGUUUUUUCACAAGCAAAGUGUUCUCGAAUGUGUAUUACCAUAUCUUGGGUCAGCACGCAGAACCUGACAAGUCAAUCAAUAAAUUAAAACCCAUUUUAAAGCCUAAAUCAGAAAAAAGCUUUGAAAGAAACGAUUCUGAAAGUAUGGUCAGUGAAGAUGAAAAAUCUAUAGAUGAGAAAUUCAAGUUGAAAGAAGUAAAAUCUGAAGAAAAUGACACGCUUACUUCUUGGCCAGAAAACGUGCCAUGCCAGGUAACCCAAGAUAGUUCUGACAUUGAACUUAAAAGCAGCAGUAGCAGCAGCAUGGAGAAGAAGGCAAGAGCCAUCUUCCCGGAAACUAAAGACUCUAGCUGUGACCCUGAAUCUAGCAGCAGUAGUGAUAACAUUAGCACAGAGAAGUCUGCACACGCAAAUUUGGGGGUUGAGUUUUCUGAUGUUGCUUCUUCACCUUCAAAAGAUAUACCUGAGUUUUCUGAUGAAGACUAUGGACCUGCCCUGCCUGGUGGCCUACCACAUUUUUCUGAUGAAGAAACUGUAACUCAAUCAAAAGAUGUUCAGGAGUCUUCAGAAGAUGAUGUCUUACCUGACCAAUCUAGAGGGAUUGAGGAUAUUUCUGAAGAUGAGAUGCCACUGGAAGAAAAACCUAUACAUAAUAUAUCUGAAGAUGAAAGUGUUCCAGUUCCGUCAAAGCCAGAAGAUUCCUCCUCGGAGGAGGAAAUGGCGGCUCCAGUUAAAGACAUGAUGGAGUUUUCUGAUGAGGAGGAUGAAGAUAAUAUGGCAUUGUCAAAGGCAGACAUGGAGUUUUCAGAAGAGGAGGAGGUAAUUAAUGAGCGUAAAAAUGUAGAGACCACAAAUGCCUCUAAAAAUGUAAUGGAUUUUUCUGAAGAGGAGGAAACUACAAAUGCAUCAAGAAAUGUGAUGGAGUUUUCAGAAGAGGAAGAAACCCCGGGUUUAUCAAAGGACAUUAUGGAGUUUUCAGAAGAGGAUGACGACGAUGAUGAUGCAGCCCCUGCAAUUUCAAAGAGUAUUAUGGAGUUUUCAGAAGAGGAGGACAUUUCUCCUCAAUCAAAAGAUAUGCCCAAAUAUUUAGAGGGUAACUCAACGCCAACUCAAUCAAAAGACUCUGAGUAUGCUGAAGAUGCUGAUGCAUCUGUGUUCAAGGGCUCAUCACCGUUUUCAGAAGAUGAAACGCUAGAUGAAUGUACUUCAGUACGUCCAAGGGACUUGGUAGAUAAAUCUAAGAGUCUCACAGAUACAGCACACUUGUCAGGAGCUGCACAUUUUUCAGAGUUUGCAGGUACUCCAUCAUGGUCCAAAGAUGGACUUGACACUUCUGACUCUGGGGACGUUUCUCUAAGUGCUCCAGACACUUUGGAAGUAUCUGAUGAUAAAGAUAGUUAUCUGAAAGAUGAGGAAAUAAUGCAACACGUCAAACGUGUUAAAGCAAGGUAUCAGUGCAUGCUGUGUGACUAUAGGCCUUUGAAAAAAGGGCCUAUUGUGCACCAUUUGAUCACCAGACAUAACAUGCCUAGCCCUUUUGUAUGUAAAACAUGUGGGGAGACCUUUGUAGUGGAGACCCAUCUGAAAACCCAUCUAUCUUCCCACACAAAAGGUUUGUAUAAAUGUCAUCGUUGUAAUUUUCAAACUGAUCAUCCAAGGGGUUUUAAAAAACACCAGACACAUUGUGAGAGAUGCCACAAAGAUGAUUCAAGUAAGCCUGUUGUGGGCUUCCAGGAAGAAGACCAUGAAGAGCCAUGACUUCAUUAAACUUUGGCUAGACUUUGACAUUUCAUUCUGAACUAGGAAAUAGAGGUGCCCAAUUUCUUCUGAAAUUACCAGACCCUUACUUGGCUUAGAGAAGAAGAAUUUUAGAUGGUGUACAGGUUAGGCUACUUUCGCAUUACAUUUUUUGCGGAUCUGUCAUGGAUCUGCAAAAAAACGCUUAACUUACCAGAAUACAACCGCAUGCAUCAUACUUGAACGGAUCCGUCUGUGCAGAUCCAUGACUAAUCCGCACCAAACGCGAGUAUGAAAGUAGCCUAAGCAGUGAUGUUGCCUACACAGUGGUCAGGUGGCCUUUUGUGGGUAUUACUUGCAGUUCGCUGAACUCAACGUUGAUGCAGUGCUCAAAAUGGUUGAGUAGGUAUGUUGUAUACUGAAGAUCUAUUUCACUUCUUAAGGCCUCUUU